AUGGUUUCGUUGAAGUGGAGGAAGCGAGCAGACUCGCCGAUCCCUGUUCGCGAGCAGAACGAUCUCAACACCACAACCUUCCUCGCAGAGGGGAACCUCAAGUACGCCGUUGAAAAGGGCGAGAACAGCAAUGAACCUUCUUACCAGGAGGUCUCCGGCGCACCAGUCGAGACCCGUUCGCCUCUGGGCUACCAUGUCGGCCAGGUCACCAUCUUGUUCCUCAACCUCUCGAAGAUGGUCGGCACUGGAGUCUACUCGACACCGUCGACCAUCCUCAAGGGGACAGGCAGCGUCGGCCUGGCCCUGAUCUACUGGUUCAUUGGUUUCGUCAUUGCCGGAGCGUCUCUCUCGGUCUACCUGGAAUUCGCCAGCUACUUUCCAAACCGCUCUGGUAGUGAGGUCGUCUACCUGGAGCAGGCCUACCCCCGCCCGCGGUACCUCUUCCCCGUCGCCUUCGCGAUCCAGUCCGUGCUGCUGUCGUUUAGCUCCUCCAACGCGAUCGUCCUCGCACAAUACCUGUACCGAAUCAACGGCGCCACUCCGACGGCCUGGGAACUGAAAGGCGUGGCCGUCGCUGGAUACACCGUGGCGUUCCUCUUUGUCGCCUUUUCCACCCGUUGGUCCUACCGUCUCUCAAACGCCAUCGGUCUCGUCAAACUGCUGACGUUGAUCUUUGUCGCCAUCACCGGCCUGGUCGUCCUCGGCGGCAACGUCUCUCGCGUGCCCGAUCCCCACGCCAACUUCCGCAAUGCCUUCUCCGGCUUCGAAGGCACCUCGGCCUCAGCAUACGGCGUGACAAACGCCCUGGUGAAGAUCAUCUUCUCCUACGCCGGCUACGAGAAUGCAUUCAACGUCGUGAACGAGGUCAAGAACCCCGUUCGCUCCAUUCGCAACUCGGGUGCCCUCUCGCUCUUCAUCGUGGCGACACUCUACGUGCUCGCCAACGUCGCAUACUUCUCCGCGGUCCCGAAAGAAGAGUUGAUAAAGUCGUCGCAGGUUGCUGCGAGUCUGUUCUUCCAACAUGUCUUUGGAUCAAACGGGGCUGUCAGGGGUCUCAACUUUUUGAUCGCCAUGAGCGCAUUUGGCAAUUUGAUUGCGGUAUUGCUGGGUCAGUCCAGAUUGAUCAGAGAGUGUGGUCGUCAGGGAACUCUCCCAUUCCCAGACUUCUGGGUCAGCACUCGACCCUUUGGCACUCCACUGGGGCCCUAUUUCGUCAAAUGGGCACUGACAAUGCUGAUGAUCCUUGCACCUCCGGCAGGCGACGCCUUUAACUUCGUCGUCGACCUAGCCAACUACCCCUCCUCAUUCUUCAACUUCCUCAUGGCCGUGGGCAUCUACUUCGUCCGGUACCAACGCAAGAGACUCAACGUGCCCCCACCGUCCAAAGGCCACCGUUUCCAAGCGUACCACGUCGCCGUCAUCUUCACCAUCGCCGUCAACCUAUACAUGCUGAUCAUGCCGUGGUACCCGCCCACGGGCGGCGCCACGGGCGGGGACGUCAGUUUCUGGUACGCCACGUACGUGGUCACGGGGAUUGGGAUCUUGUUGGCCAGCGCCGUGUACUAUGGAUUGUGGGUGCAUCUGUUGCCCCGGUGGCGAGGCUACCGCGUCCGCCACGAAAAGGUGCUGCUGGACGCCGGCGAGGUCACGCACAAGCUCGUCAAGGUACCCCUCGACAAGUUGGAGCAGUGGGACAGGGAGCACGACGCCCAAGGCAGAAAAUUCGGGUCCGAGGGCCGGAGCGACGACGACAUCGUAGACGUGCAACAUCGCUUUGACGAGGACAACAAGUUGUGA
This is a messenger RNA of Fonsecaea multimorphosa CBS 102226, 1797 nucleotides long. RefSeq lists its product as uncharacterized. The transcript is spliced from 3 exons. The record is from RefSeq and is a predicted model, not a curated record. Gene Ontology annotation, cellular component: membrane. Gene Ontology annotation, molecular function: L-amino acid transmembrane transporter activity. Lineage: Eukaryota; Fungi; Ascomycota; Eurotiomycetes; Chaetothyriales; Herpotrichiellaceae. Gene Ontology annotation, biological process: amino acid transmembrane transport. The coding region runs from base 1 to 1797 and encodes 598 amino acids.